AUGCAUCUGCCACUGUUCUCCCAUUCAGACCCAACGCCUCCAGCUGCAAAGCUGCUGUUAAACCACUUCUCCAGUUGUGUGAGAGAGACGAGAGAGGGAGGAUUCGAAACUCGAAGGGGGAAACGGACGGACAUGUCUUUUGAGGUGAAAGAGAAGACGGAGGUACGCCUGGUGUUCCUGGGAGCGGGUGGAGUGGGGAAGACGGCCCUCAUCCAGCGAUUCCUCAAAGACUCUUUCGAGCCGAAGCACAGGCGCACGGUGGAGGAGCUCCACAGGAUGGAGUACGAGGUGGGGGGCGUCAAAGUCACCAUCAACAUCAUGGACACCAGCGGCAGCUACUCCUUCCCCGCCAUGCGCAAGCUCUCCAUCCAGAACAGCGACGCCUUCGCCCUCGUCUACGCCGUGGACGACCCCAACUCCCUGGAGGCCGUCAAGAGCCUGCGGGAGGAGAUCCUGGAGGUGAAGGAGGACAAGUACACGCCCAUCGUGGUGAUCGGCAACAAGAUCGACCGCCACAACGAGCGGCAGGUGUCCAGCGAGGACGCCCUGUCCAGGGUGGAGCUGGACUGGAACCACGUUUUCCUGGAGUCCUCGGCCAAGGAGAACAUCAACGUUCUGGAGGCGUUCAGGGAGCUGCUGCAGCAGGCCAACCUGCCCUGCCGGCUGAGCCCGGCGCUCUGCCACCGCCGGGAGACCUUCCCCAAGGAGAGCCACACGAGGCCGCCCAUGAACAAGACCAACAGCUGCAUGAUCUCAUAG
Molecule: messenger RNA, 759 nt
Organism: Menidia menidia (Atlantic silverside)
Lineage: Eukaryota; Metazoa; Chordata; Actinopteri; Atheriniformes; Atherinopsidae
Source: the annotation of a GenBank genome assembly